GCUUUCUCUUCUUCCUCGUCCUCGCUUCCUCUUCCUCUCUCCCCCGAGCUUUUCUUCUCUUCUCACCAUGAUUUCCUAUUUCUCGUUCUCCCCCAUGACGACCCCCUUUUCCUGCCGGUAUUGAAGAAGAUUCGACCGAGAUUAGGAACAACCAGCAUCGGGGUUGCUGAAAGGGAGACGGAUUUGCUUCAAAAGAAGGGAGGCACAUACUUCUGCAGUGUGCGGCAGGUUGCCUCCUGCUCACAGCUCCCUGUGAUAGUGGUGGAGCAGCUUGUGUGCCUACUUGAACUGAAGCCAUCGCGAAAGAAAGCUGCCUCUGCCUCCGUCCGCUUGCUACUUAGGUGCCUGGACUUGCUGUUAUCAUUGUUGGGACCAGGAAAGACUCACCGAGCUACGUUAGCGUGAAGAAGAACGCAUGUACUGAGGUUGGCAUUAAGUCAUUUGGUGUUGAUCUACGGAGGAUAUAUCAGAAGAAGAACUAAUAGAGAAAAUUCACGAGUUCAAUUCCAAUCCUGAUGUGCAUGUUGCCGUCCCUGGACUCCGGUGGCGCACCAGCAGGUGAGGGAGGGAGAGAAGGUGUUUAGUCGGGCAGGCGCCAAAGUGGCGGGGGGAUGGAAAGCACAGCGGUGUGCGCGUCUUGCGGCAGCAUCGGGCUUGAGAAUGGAGGUGAUGGCUACUUCUAUUGCGUCGUCUGCGGUUUCCAGUCUCAGGACCUUUUGGAGCAGGGCCAAGAGGACCAGGUCGACUUCACCGUUGACCGCCGCUACGUCGUCCGCUGGCCCAACACCAACCCUCAACCCGACCCCGAUCAACUCUCCCGCCUCCAGACUCUCGCCGCCUUCCAGCGCCUCACUCAGUCCCAGCCUGAUGUCUAUGGCGCCGAUGGCGAUGACCCCUCCAAGCCCUCCCUCCUCGUCGACAACCUCCCCGACCGCCCUUACCCCUUCGACUUCGCCCCUCUCUCCUCCCAAAAACAGAAGCAAGGGCAGACUCCCCCUGACGAGACUGAGGUCGCUGCCGUUCUCAGGUCCCGCUACGCAGAGGGCCUCCAACUUAUGAUGCAGAUGCAAUGCGAGGCCCUCGUUGAGAAAUUCGGUGUCUCACCGCUCAUUUGUGGCAUCAUUGCUCCGAUAUGGUUUAGAUACCUGGCGGCCUCGCGGAUUCUUGAAGAAGGGUGGCAAGAAGAGGCCAAGCUCGCAGAUGAAAUAGCAGCCGUGGAACGACUUGUUACAGAUCCAAGGUACAGUCUGAAGCAUCGGAACAGCUCAAAGUACAGAGCAGAUCUUAGAACUAAAUAUGGGAAGAAAACUGUAUCCAUAUGGAUCAGAUUAUUGAAAAGCAAAGUCCCGUUAUCUUCUUCAUUAGCUAUUUGCUUUUUGGCUUGCCAUAUUUCAAGAGAAGCGGUUUUACCCACAGACAUAGUGAGGUGGGCUGCAGAGGGAAAGAUUCCAUAUUUGGCUGCAUUCAUGGACGUUGACAAAUAUUUGGGUUCUUUAAAUCUGCGCUCAGUAAACUCAAGCUUGUUAUUUCGGCCUACAGAAGUUGUUGAUUCCUGGCAGUUAGAGUCACUUGCUGGAUCAAUUGCUGAACGUAUAGGUUUACAUCUUCCACCUGUGAACUACUUCUCUAUAGUGAAUCGUUAUCUUAAACAGCUCCCUAUUUCCAUCGACAAGGUACUUCCUUAUGCAUGCCACAUAUUUGAAUGGUCGAUGCCCCCAGAUCUUUGGCUUCCUGCUCACCAACACAGGUUCCCAUCCCGUGUUUGUGUAAUGUCCAUAUUGAUUGUGGCAAUAAGGCUUGUUUACAAUAUAAAUGGGUGCUUUCACUGGGAAAGAAACGCAGGCUUGUGGAAGAAGAACCAUAAGAAGCAGAAAUCGAAAAAUAAUGGUACUACCACUGUUGAUGGUGUGGGGUCUUUUCAUGCUGCAGAUUAUACUGUACAUGGUUCUUCAAGGACAGCAACAACCCAGUCAUUGUUAAAAGGCUUAUUACAUGCUAACUGUUCUGAUUCAGAUACCAUUGACCUUCUUUGCAGCCUUGAGACAGCAUACGUAAAUAUCAUUAGUGGACAUGAUUAUUCAAAAGACCUGCCAACUUAUCUGGAAUACUGUAAGGACAUUAUCUUUGCUGGGAAGACAACAUCGUAUGAUGAAGAGAACUUAAUUACACAACUAUGGGAUUUUUUUAAGCAUGAAGCAGAGGGACUAGAUCCACCACUGAAUAAUGAGGCUGGAUGCAUUGGUUCAAAGGCUUCUGUGGUGCAUGUAACCUGUGUGGGAGAAGCUGAUCAUGAAGACACCUCUCCUAAGGUGAUUGAUGGCUCAAGGGUGUGGAUGAAGCAUCAAACUCGUAAAAGGUCAAAAAGAAAGAAUGAUGAUGUUCAAGUCCUUAAUCGGACAUAUUGUGAAUCUAAUUCAAGGAGGACAUUGAGAUGUAUGAAAUCAGACAUGGAAAAACAUGGUUUCUUGUAUAAUUGCUUCAGACGCCACCGCCUUUCUCCAUCUACAUAUCUCCAUUAUAAAAGAACAUUGUUGCAUGGAAGACUAAGAUAUGUGGUGCAUGCUGAUUACUACAUCUUACUUCGAACUUGUGCAAAAAUUGUGGAGGUUGAUGCUCGAAUCCUCCACCUUGGGCUGCUAAAGCUUGAGAAAAGACUGCAGUGGAUCGAGGAGCAAAUAGACUGCAGCUUACCUGCAGUUUUUAAAUGCACAAGCUAAAUUUCUUUCAGUCUGCAUACAUUUAGUAAUUGGAAAAAUAUGUAAGGGUGCAUUUGAUGUGCCCAGAAUUCAUGGAAAUUGCAGCUGCUCGUCUUUGCCACAGGUCACCUCCUUCUCAGCAGCUUGCUUUUCACCAACUCACCUCUUUUGCAGCAUGCUGCCUGCUUUCAGGUAUUGUCCCUCAAGUCUCUCCCUCUCUCUCUUAUUUAUAAAAUGUUGUAAGUCAGGUGAGUGAAGUUUAUCCCAGAUCUUUUAUGUGUGCCGGGUUGUUGGCUAAGUGUCAUAUACUUUUUUGGCUCCUUUCUUGUCAUUGUCCAUUUUGUUUCCUAUUCUGUAUACUGUCAUACUCAUCUUGUUUUUUUUGUCAUAGACACGUUUCAUUCUAUAUAGUUGUGUUGUUAUGGUUAUAGCUUUCUGUUUCUUUCGAUUGUUUCAUCUGAAAACAUACAGAUAGAUGAUUGUGGACAUUGAAGUUUGAUGCUGAGUUAUUUUUCAUAGGGAUUCAACUGUAGUAGUGGGCCUGUGUUUCUGUUGCUUGAUUUGAUCCGAUAUUGAUAUCCCUUUGAACAUUGAGACCUCAAUGUGUAUUGGUUUGGCUCUAGUGGUUUACUUUAUGAUACAUAAGCAAGUUCCAUUUUUUUUUUGUUUUAAUGAACUGCCGUGUUUGUGGGUUCUUCUAAUUUAUUGAUUAACAUUUGGUGAAAGCUACUCAUUGUUCUGACGUCUGCUAAUCUGAGUGUUAGUUAACUUCUUAAUAAUCCUUCUCCCUUCCUGUUUGUUGAUUAGGUUCUUCACCAAAUGUUGCUAGUGGGACAUCUCCUUUUCUGUAACACUGUUUUAACAAAUUGAGAUAAUGUUAUUGCAUUCAAUUGACCUUUACAGGCCCCUUAGUGUUUGAGUUCUUACUCAACAGCAUAUUGUUCCUCUAUUCGCAAGAGUGCUAUCCUUUGCUUCUUGCUUCCUGUACCAAGGAGCAGUAGGCAAGUGUGGUUUUGCUAUUUAGUCGUCUUGCUUCUCUAGCAUGGACUUUGAUAAGAAAACUGAACAGGAUUGCAAUUUUAGAGGCCAAUCCUAAUUGAAGUGGCAAUCUCUAUAGAGGAUGAACUGUUGUCCUUAUAGUUCUUGCGAACCAUGUUGGUUAUCCUCUCUCCUUCUCCCUCCCUUGUCCAUAUUUUCUUUUCUUUUCAAUUUUCACGUGGUACAAGAGCAGACAUUUUCAAUUUAAUAGUUGAUUAUUGUUAAGUUGGCAUUUUAGUCUCCUUGUGGACAUCUUUGAUCAGUUGGUUUUCAGCAUUUUCUGGCGCACAUUAGAGAUUGGAGGUUAACAAAUUUCCACUUAAUCCUAUGAUUUUAGCCUUCAUUAGCAACCAAUGAUUCUCGAAUCAUGCAAUUUCUUUUACAUUUGUAAGUUAAAACUACCUUGUUUGCCCUUGAGGUGAGAGUAUUAUCAUCUACAAGGAAUAAACAGGUGACUGAGUAAUAAUCUACCUUGUUGGUCAUGAUACUUUCCUUAUAUUUUGUUUCAUGGAAACUUUGCUUAUUUAUUUGUUUUCAGUUGUUUUUAUUGAAUGCUUCAGUGAUUUGCUUAUAUCAGGCCAUAUUUCCUUCAAAAACUGCGCUGGGGUGUGGUCAAAACUGGCCAUUGAGAAUACCAAUAUCAUAGUGUAUUUAAAUUAUGAAACAGGUAUGCUUUUUGGGUGCUAGGCAUAUUUAUUAUAUCCUUUAUUCAAGGGUUGCUGUUUGACAUGCAAUGAUUACAUUGUGUAGAGACUUGUUAAUUCCAAACAAUGUUGCUGCAGCAGUUGGAAAAAUGUUUCUCAUGAUUCAUACUUCAUAUGCUGCAGCCUGGUGGACCCACUGCUCUGUGUAGAAGUCAGUGGUACAUGUGACUUGCAUUCAUAUGAAUGCAUGGGGUCAACUUUUUGCUGUUAUUCACAUAAUGUUAGUCUAUAAGGCAUUUGGUUGAGCAGUGGGCUGGUCUGAUUGUGAGUUUGUAAUCGUUGUUUAAAGUGACUGAUAGCCUGUUCAGACAUUGUUUUUCUUGUUCAUUGUAAUUUCUUAAGUAGAAGUAUUAUUAUGAUGUCUGAAUAUGAUUUGCCUUGAAGGUUUGGUAGAAAUCUUAGCCAUCA
Molecule: messenger RNA, 4846 nt
Organism: Nymphaea colorata (pocket water lily)
Lineage: Eukaryota; Viridiplantae; Streptophyta; Magnoliopsida; Nymphaeales; Nymphaeaceae
Product: TATA box-binding protein-associated factor RNA polymerase I subunit B
Exons: 7
Coding region: 612-2717 (701 amino acids)
Biological process (GO): RNA polymerase I preinitiation complex assembly; nucleolar large rRNA transcription by RNA polymerase I
Cellular component (GO): RNA polymerase I core factor complex; RNA polymerase transcription factor SL1 complex
Molecular function (GO): RNA polymerase I core promoter sequence-specific DNA binding
Source: RefSeq, a predicted model, not a curated record